AGUCGCUCUCUGAGCCGCCCGAGAGUGCGGGUCGGCUCUUGCAAGGCGGGAGGGCCGCUGAAUUGGCCUGCCGGGGCCUGGCUGGUGCCAGUGCAGCCGCCGCGAUGCGCCUCCUGCGCUGCCUGCUGAAGGGCCAUUCGGCGCUGGCCGGGGCGCCCAAGUACAUCGAGCACUUCAGCAAGUUCUCGCCGUCCCCGCUUUCCAUGAAGCAGUUCCUGGACUUCGGUGCGUGGACGGGCAGAGGGAGGCGGGCAGGCAGGGGAAGGAGGCGCAUUGCCGGGCUUAUCGCGGGCCACCAGCCGGGUCUCCCUGCUGUCUCCAAAAAUAACAAGUCAAUCCGCACAAAUGUGUGUUUAAAUCUCUUUGCAUCUGCUCUGUUGCUACUUAAACAACAGCGACAGACAAGAAGUUUUUUUUAAUGGUAAACAAAAGGAGUGGGACGCUUUGGAUGCGUUUCUGCUUUGCUUCUGCUCCAUAGAUUAUUAUUUAUUUUAAUGGUGAAUUAAAAGGGAGGGGGAGUUUUGGAGCACAUUCCUGUCUUGCGAGUGAGUUCAGAAGGAAGACCUGAUUUGAGGGGGAUGGGGACUCGCUCCCAGGUAAGUGCAUGUAGAGUUGUAGCCACUGGUUGCUGCGUUGUUUUUCUUAGCUGCCUUGGGUGUUUUGUAGGGGGGAAAGUGAGAUAAUAUGCAUGCUUUAGGGAAGCGAGAACCGGCUGCCCCCCACCCUCCUGCGCCCAGCUAAACUGGAUUAAGGACCCGCUUCUCCUUUGGCCUCCCUAACCUUGUUAAGCCCAUCCCCUGCGCUUGGGACUUCAUCAAAGUUGAGUUAUUCUGUUUCAGAUGUUCUAAGUCCCUGGUACCUGAACAGGUUUGACAGGGUGGUGGUCUUGUGCAAGUGUGAGUAGAAGCAAGUCCUGUUGAGUUGAGUGGAAUUGGCUGCCAGGUCAGUUUGCCUACAGAAUUGGCACCCGGUAGAUCAGUUGUGGAUCAAACAGUUCAGUGUAACCAGGUGAAUCAUGAGCUGACCUCAGAACACCUCUCCUCUGCGUAAAUAUACCAAGGAACACUUUAAUCUGGCUCUCUGAACAGCAUUCCCUAUUUACCUAUGGAGGAAUGUCCGGCAGCCGGAACAGGUGAUCUUUCCUCUUGUUUGUGUGUGUGAGAGAGAGAAGAUUGGGAGCAUAGCUCGCUUUGUGUGCAGAAGGUCUCAGGUUCAAUGACAUCUCCAGUUAAAAGAUUAUAUAAGUAGAUAAACAUUCCUAUGCACAUGCAACUCACCACUCCACCGCCAUAAGUGUGCAGCCACCCAACUUUCCUCAAAUUUAGCCUGUUCUUUGCCUCCCGUGCAGUCCAGUUAAUCUCUUCCUCCUGCGUGCUCCCAUGCCUUUAACACACACACACCCAUUUCCACAACUAGAUACUUCAGGCUGAUCUCUGUGCUUCCACAAGUCUCAGAGUGCACUUCCAUAAGUAAAUAUGUCCUGUGUGUCUCAGAUAAAUGUGGUAACCCCAAAAGGGGUCUGCAUCGUUCCCGUUUCUGUACGUAAACAUUCUGUUUUGUAUAGAGUUCUUGUGCCCUUCCUUGCUAAUCCAUUGCCAUGGUUCUGAGAGAUUUGUGAUGUGCAGAAGGCUAUGCUUAAAUACGGGACCAGUGUUUCCUGGGGGCUAAAUAUGCAUAUAUUUGAGCUAGGGAAUUGCUGCAUUCAGCCCCCUACCCCCCAAAUUGUCAUUUGGUUCAGCAGUUUUACCUGCAGGGGGCUAGCCUCUUUGCCGUAUAGUUUCAAUGCUGCUAAAUGACCCAAAUCUGAACGGUGACAGCAUCACCGUGUCCCUAUAUCCACAAGGUUGCAAGCCAAACACCUGGACUAAAUCUGGGCAGGUACAACUUCUAAAGUUCUGUUCCCAACAGGGCCCUUUUGCCAGGAUUUGCUCACAUGUCCACCUGGAUCAACAUCUCCCCAGACACACUGCUUUUUCGAAAGGACAUCAGAGAUGAAUGAGAGGGAGGGAGCAGGACGGAGAAUAUUUCAAAGUUCCCUGAUGGCAGAAGCGAUUCUUGUGAAUUGCAAAGACCUUGCCUCCUCGCUCUGGGUUUAUGCUGGUGAUUUGGGAGGGGGGAGUUUUGUGUGAUGCCCUCUGAAGGCUAUGAAGGACAAGCGGUGCUGAUUGGGGGAUCCUCAGCGUCAAGACCUCCCCUAGCCCCACUUGCCGGUUUUUCUGGCCAAUUUCCCCCUCCCUCCGUUUUCCCUGCAGUGCUUCAUUCCAAGCCUGCGAGGAUGGUGUCUGACGCUCUUUUCAAAACAGUGGGGCUAAAUAAAGAACUCCGCACUCUUUGCCUCGGUAGCAAACAGAAACAUGCACAAUGGAUUCCUUGUCUCCCUUUCCAGCAGUUGCUUGCACAGCUCAGCUUGCUGCUUAGUGCUUUGACCUGUGUGCAGGUUUCCUUCCGUGGAGAGUUUGGAUGGAAGGGGUGGGGGCGGUGGGAAAAACCUUUGGAUGUACGGGGCCCAGCUUGCCUUCUCCUACAUCCUCUGCUUGCUUUUCUGUCUCCUCUGUUUGCUGAACAGCUCCCUGUUUCCCUGUCCUUGCCCAACGCUCUCACCUUGGGUUCUUCCUCCUUUUUUUGACAUCAUAAAUUGCUUCCACACAUCUGCUUCAGUAAUAAACACAUCACGUCCCUGCUGUCUGCAGACCUUCCUCCUGUUAGUAGAGAAAUUCCCUGUUUCCAUACAGUUUGAUUUAUAGAAUUCAGAGGUGGCAGGGCUUUGAAAUAACACCAUCCGAUCCUGCGUUUGUUUUUGGAAAGCUGGUUCCCCACCCCCACCCCGUGCUUCUUACUAAUGCAUUACAGUGGUUUCUGCUUUUCUUUUUUUUAAGCUCUCAGGACUUUUGUAAAAUAAGCCGGGUAUUUUUUUAACCACCGUGGAUUUCAAGGUCAAGCUGCGCCACCGAAAACAAAUUCCAGCAGUUGCAUGUGAGGGAUUAAAGCCUGCUAUGCUAAUUCAUUUGCCUGGGAGUAAGAUCCUUUGAAAGGGAUGCAGGUGGUGCUGUGGUCUAAACCACUGAGCCUCUUGGGCUUGCCAGUUGGAAGGUCGGCGGUUCGAAUCCCGAGCUCCCGUCGCUCUGUCCCAGCUCCUGUUAGUUCGAAAGCACACCAGUGCUCCGGUGGGAAGGUAAAUGGCGUUUCCGUGCACUGCUCUGGUUUUGCCAGAAGCGGCUUAGUCGUGCUGGUCACAUGACCCAGAAAAAUUGUCUACGGACAAACAUCCGCUCCCUCGGCCAGUAAAGCGAGAUGAGCGCUGCAACCCCAGAGUUGUCCACGACUGGACUUAACUGUCAGGGGUCCUUUACCUUUUAAGAUCCUUUGAACUGAAGAAGACUUACUUAUGAGUAGACGUGGUUAGGUUUGUGCUGUUUUUCUCCGUUCCUGCACUUCCAUCUACCCCAGGAGGUGGUUUUAGUGCCCAUUGAGUAAGGGAACAUGGAAAGCAUUGAAAUCCGAGGUAAUCCGUAGCAGAUGUUGGAAAUCCACCCCAGAAAUGGAGCUGUAGCAGCUGGGUGAAUGGAUUUGUUGGCAGCUGAAAUGGCAAAGUGUGUGGCUAUACAAACUCUUGGCGCCUGACUGCUUGAAUCUACCAUUUUGUUUCUAAAUCUUGAGCAGAAACUUGCCCCCCUUUUCUUUGCAGUGUGUUCUCUACAAUCAUGAGGUCUAGCAACUUUCAAGGAGCAGAGCCUGAGCAGCUAGCUUAUUCCGUGUUCGUUAUCUUACUCCAACAUAGCAAAAGCAACAGAGAGCCAUUAAGACACCUUAAAUAACUAAGAGCAUCACCUGAGCUUUCCCUGAUGAGAACCUUUGUCAUCAUAAAUAUGGAGGGGACAGUGAAGGAAGAUACAAAAUUUGUGUGUGUUUGUCUGCGUGCGUGCAUGCAUAUUGCGCUUGUAAUACUGUAGGUACGUGGUAACAUAGUUAAUUGCAGGAUCUGGAACAGGCAUAGGCAAACUCGGCCCUCCAGAUGUUUUGGGACUACAACUCCCAUCAUCCCUAACAGGACCAGUGGUCAGGGAUGAUGGGAGUUGUAGUCCCAAAACAUCUGGAGGGCCGAGUUUGCCUAUGCCUGAUCUGGAUCUUACAAGGCUAGAAUUUUAUAGAUUAUCCUCCGAUUAGGGGGCCUUCGUUGGGGAUCGCAGGCUGGUUUGCAGUAACAUUCCAGAGUGGCACCUGGGAUCCUGACCAGGGUUCAAAUCCCCACCCGACAUAAAGCCUUGGGCCGGUCGCUGCCUCUCAGUCUAACCUACCUCACAGGGUUGUUGUGGGGGCUAUUUGAGGAGGGGGAGAAGAAGAAGAAGAAGAAGAAGAAGAAGAAGAGGAGUUUGGAUUUGAUAUCCCGCCUUUCACUCCCUUUAAGGAGUCUCAAAGUGGCUAACAUUCUCCUUUUCCUUCCUCCCCCACAACACUCUGUGAGGUAAGUGGGGCUGAGAGACUUCAAAGAAGUGUGACUGGCCCAAGGUCACCCAGCAACUGCAUGUGGAGGAGCGGGGAAGCGAACCCGGUUCCCCAGAUUCCGAGACUACCGCUCUUAACCACUACACCACACUGGCAUAACCCAUGCAUAACACCUUGAGCUCCUGGAGGGGGAAAAAUAGAAGGGAUAGAAACGCAGCAGCCAAAUAAAUAAAUAUUGGCUGGCGUAACCUUUUCCUUGGGGCAUGCGCCAGAACAGCUGAUAGCAGGGUGUGUUUUUCUUUUCAGGAUCCAGCAAUGCCUGCGAGAAGACCUCAUUCACUUUCCUCCGCCAAGAACUCCCUGUCCGGCUGGCAAACAUCAUGAAGGAAAUCAACCUUCUCCCAGACCGUGUGCUCAGCACCCCUUCCGUUCAGCUGGUGCAAAGCUGGUGAGUCCCUUCUGUUUGUUUAGAUGUUUAUGGGCAGAUAAAAUCACAAUAUAUAUAAAAAAACCGUACACAAUGAAAACAAGAACGAAAACAAACCAAUAGAUACUCAUUUUAGAAUAUCUGCAAUUAGCAAAACUGACGGGAUCAGUUAGAGGAAUAGCGAAACAAAAAACAACUGGAGAAUGGAUCAUAUUUAAGAAUUAUGUAAAACUUUAUUGUACAAAUAACUCCAUAUUAGCAGAAAUUGAGUGAUAUUUGUAAAGGGAAAGAUCAAAGGAAUGUAUACAAAGCAGAAAGAAAUGAUAUUAUACAAUGUAAACCUGUGUAAAAAAGAAUGUUAUAUCAAACAGUAUAAUGAGAAGGAUGGGAAGUAUUGUGCGGAUGAGUACUUUUACUUUGUCUCUUCCCCCCUUUUUUAUUUGAUUUCUUUGUUUCUUAUCUUUGUUAAUUCUUUAUUUUUUUCUUUAUAAAUUUUCUAUUUUAUAUAAUUUUCUUUCUUUCUUUCUUUCUUUCUUUCUUUCUUUCUUUCUUUCUUUCUUUACCUUUUAAGAGAUAGUACAUAAUGUUUGUAUAGACAUGAAAAUCUUUUAAUCAAUAAAGAAUUGAUAGUUAAAAAAAGAAAAAGAAAACGCCCCCUCCCACGGCACAUUUAAAAGUGCAUUGGAUGUCAGUCACCCUACCUGAAGAGGAACAAUUGCUGCCUGGCACCUAAAGGUGUAUGAUGAAGGUGCCAGCCAAAACUCCCUGGGGAGAGCAUUCCAUAGACGGGGAGCCACUGCAGCAAAGGCCCUGUUCUUGUGUUGCCACCCUCCAGUCCUCUCAUGGAGGAGACACACGAAGACAGGCCUCUGAGGAUGAUCAGAGGCUCCUUUAGUAUCCAGCCUGCCAAACCAAUGUGACUUUCCAGCCCUGAAGCGGAUGUUAUUCGGCUGGAGGAGUAGAUCUUCUGGCUCGAUAUAAGGCAGUUUCACAGUGCCCGGCACCCUUCAGCAGUUCCCUAGGGGCUUCUCAUUCACAGGGCUCUUUUACAGAGCCAUUCUGCACAAGUCUACUCAGAAAUAUAAACUCUGUGUUCAUCCUCUGUGGCCCUUCUUCGUGUGCCUCCUCUGCGUAAGGUCUGGAUCUGGCAACACGAGAAGGGCCUUCUUUGUGGUGGCUCCUCGUUUGUGGAAUGCUCUCCCCAGGAAGGCCUGCCUGGCACCUUCAUUAUAUAGUUUUAACCUCCAGGCAAAAACGUUCCUCUUAAACCAGGCCUUUGGCUGAUUAAUACUCUACAGCCUUUUAAAUAUGUCUGGGCAAACUGAGGUUUUCUUCUUGUUGUUUUGGUUUAAUUAUUUUCUUGUGUUUUGUCUUGUAUUUUAUUCUGUCAACCGCCCUGAGAUCUUUUGAUGAAGGGUGACAUAUAAAUUCAAUUAAAUCAAUCAAUCAAUCAAUCAAUCAAUCAGUCCUGUUCAGUUCAAAGGGGUUUACUCUCGGGUAACCCUGUGUAGAAGGGAUGCGGGUGGCGCUGAAGGGUUAAACCACAGAGCCUAGGACUUGCUGAUCAGAAGGUCGGCGGUUUGAAUCCCCGUGACGGGGUGAGCUCCUGUUGUUCGGUCCCAGCUCCUGCCAACCUAGCAGUUCGAAAGCACCUCAAAGUGCAAGUAGAUAAAUAGGUACCACUCUGGCGGGGAAGGUAAACGCUGUUUCCAUGCGCUGCUCUGGUUCGCCAGAAACGGCUUAGUUAUGCUGGCCACAUGACCCAGAAGCUGUACACCGGCCAGUAAAGCAAGAUGAGCGCCGCAACCCCAGAGUCGGUCACGACUGGACCUAAUGGUUAAGGGGUACCUUUACCUUUACCUUUUAACCCUCUGUAGAAUUGUCAUCUUGGCACCCAAAAACCAAAGCAGAGAAACUUUUCUCUUCGGGGCUUGUCUUUUGGUAUAUCAUGACUCACACACAGAGUUUUAAAAAGAUGUACAGUGGUACCUCAGGUUACAGACGCUUCAUGUUACAGACGCUUCAGGUUACAGACUCUGCUAACCCAGAAAUAGUACCUUGGGUUAAGAACUUUGCUUCAGGGUGAGAACAGAAAUUGUGCGGCAGCGGGAGGCCCCAUUAACUAAAGUGGUACCUCAGGUUAAGAACAGUUUUAGGUUAAGAACGGACCUCCAGAAGAAAUUAUUAACUUGUGAUUUGACAUGCUUUCGAACUGCUAGGUUGGCAGGAGCAGGGACCGAGCAACGGGAGCUCACCCCGUCGCGGGGAUUCGAACCGCCGACCCUCAGAUCGGCAAGUCCUAGGCUGUGUGGUUUAACCCACAGCGCCACCCGCGUCCCUCCACAAGAGCUUACGUUUCAAUAAUUGAGUUGUCAAGGUGCUCCCCCCCCUUUUUGCCUUGGAAGCACACGGGCUUUUUGCAAUCUCUCAAACCGAAGAUAUGGCUGCCGGUUUUUUGUGGGUUUUUUUGGUGGUAAGGUGGCAGCUCUGAGUUAGAAGGACCGGUGGUUUUGGUGGAGAUCAGGGAGCUGUUAUGUGAGAGAAACAAGAAACAACAGAGGGACCAGCAGAUGUUGCUGGACUACAACUCCCAUCAUCCCCUGAAUUACAACUCCCAUCAGCCGUGCUGGCCUCCUGCAGUAAUGGGACUGGCUGCUUCGGGUCAUGUAGAUAUGUUUAGGAAUAAUGAUUUGGAGCACAUAGGAUAAUGCAGUGUUUUUCUUGCCCUGAUCUGCAAAAGUGUGUUUGUGUCUGUCUGUGUGUCAGAGUGGAAAUAGGUUCUAAGCAGGGUGGAUUUGAUUUAAAUCAAAUUGAUUUAAAUCACGAUUUAAAUCACUAGUCAGGAAGACUUGAUUUAAAUCACUGGUCAGGAAGACUUGAUUUAAAUCAUUUUUUUACAGAUAGACUCACUCUUGCUGGUAUAAUCUUAAUAUUUACAACCAGUUUAUUUUUGGAAUAAUAAAUUUUCAGAGUAGUUUUACAGUUAUAUCAAAAAUUACUGAUUUGGUUAUACUGUUAGAAACACAUAGAUAAUUAUGAAAUUAUUGUCAGGUUUAAUAAGUUAACUCUUUAUAUUUGGACAACUUUUCUGCUGUACUUUACUGGAAGGAGAAAAAGAAUCAUUUCCUUAAUAACAAUUUAAACAAUUUAUUUAACUAAAAGAGUAACAUUAUAGCAUAUGUAUCCAUGUUUGUUAACUGAUGUGGUUAAACAUUGUUGUUUUUUUAAAAAAACCAACUGAGUUUUAGCACACAUGAAAAACUUAAAACAAAUCCUUAUUCCCUGAUGAAUAGCCUCUGGACUAUAAUGUAACUUAAAUAGAAAACUAUCUUUAGAAAGAUUUUUCCUCCAAAAGCAUUUUAUUUUAAAAAUCCAAUUUAAAUUUUAAAAAAUCUGAUUUUAAAAAUAUUUUUAAACAUUCUAAGGCAUUGAGGAGGGAUGUGGCCUGUCUCAACGGGGCUGGGGAGGGAUUGUCAUGUAGUUUCAAACGCCCAGAUUGUGCUCUAAAACACUUUCAGCAGCUGUGAGCCUUUGGGUGGGUGAACCUGGCGGCUGACUCUUAAGAAAUAUAGUGGUACCUCGGGUUAAGAACUUAAUUCGUUCCGGAGGUCUGUUCUUAACCUGAAACUGUUCUUAACCUGAGGUACCACUUUAGCUAAUGGAGCCUCCCGCCGCCACCGCGCGAUUUCUGUUCUCAUCCUGAGAUAAAGUUCUUAACCCGAGGUACUAUUUCUGGGUUAGCGGAGUCUGUAACCUGAAGCGUCUGUAACCUGAAGGGUCUGUAACCUGAGGUACCUCUGUAAACCUACAAGAGAACAGGUGAGGUCUGUGCUUGGAACCUGAUGCCACAAUAAAUCUGUUGGCCUUUAAAGCAUCCAUCGCCAACCCGGUACCCUCCACAUGCAAGUGGCACCAGCCUCAGCCAGUGGAACGGAUGGGCGUUUCAGUCCAGGUACAUUGUAGUGAUCAGGUGGGAUUGCUAUGAGGAAUUAUAACAAAUAUAGAGUAAGCCAUCUGUGUCAGCAAUGAAAGCAUUGUGUUGACUGGGUUUAAACUAUUUUGAUAUGAUUCUUGAUCAAUCCACACCUCUGCAUCCCUGUUCCAUUUCUCUUUCUUUACCAGUCACGUACACAGCCCAGUUGCUCCGCCAGGCAGGCUCCUGGGUCAUCAAAGAUAGUGGGCAAGCUUCUUUGAAGUAGCCUUUCCACUAUGUUAAUCUCAGGAUGUUAAUCUUAGGGUCAGGAAACAGGUUUCACAUAAAGGUGAUAAUGAUCUCUGUCCUCCUGGCCAUCCUCCUUAUCAUGGAUAUUGCUUGUUUAUGACCUCAGGGGUUGCCCAAUGUUCUCCUUUGUAGUUCUGUUCUUUGUUUACCCCAGAAAUAUGCAUGCUAAUUAGUUUUAAUUAGUUUAACUUUUCCCCAUGUAGGGUUUGUGGAAAUGCUCAGAGGAAAUCUGAUUGGUUCUUACGAACACUCUGUAAAAAGUUCUUUUGUGACUAAAACGACCUGGGCCGAGGGGUGGAGAGACUCAGAGAGAGAGAGAGAGAGAGAGAGAUUAUUAUACGCACCCUUCCCAGAGUCUUGCUGGUUCAAGCCUCUGUGUGUAUUCUUAUUAAUCAGAGUUCAAUCCUUCCUUUGUGAACGCCUCAGUACAUCAGGAGGGCGGCAGGUUGGCAAAGGAGGCUUCACGGUGCCACAACACACUGUGUUUGUUUUCUUGCUGCAGCACACUCACGUGGCUCCCUACGCAUGCUCAGAAAAGUGUAGCACCUUGUCAGAUUCGGUUCCCAAGGAAGGAAGAUACUUGGCCGGUUGCCUGCCUGGGUCUUUUAACUUCUGUUUCCCUCAUUCCGCUUUUCUUCCUCCCCCCCGCCCCUUUUUAGGAAAGGGUUUUUGUUUUGUUUUCACUUUGCCUGAAGGUGCCGCUGCUUUUAAGCAGCUUGCACGAACUUUGUCCUACUUUGAGGGAAGCACGUGAUGAGGGACUGUUUGUUUGCUUCGCUUCACCCUGUUCUCAACAUCCCUUCGCAGUUGCCGGAGAAACGCAGCGUAGGAAAACCGUGGUUCCCCCACUGCAGAGAAAAGUGGCAAGUUGAUAGUAGCAAACCCUCUCUCCCUGCACCCACCCAGUGCCCAAGCUGGUGUUGAAACCUGCCUGUUUCCUUAUCAUCGCCUCCUUGCUAUACUUUAUUACUUUAUUAUUAAUAAAUAUGCUUCUUUCCUUCCAUGCAGCCAUCUCUCUCUCUUUCCCACAGAUCAAAACCCAAAGGAGAGAUGCAGGUGGAAUAUAGGUGAUGCUGUUGUGCAUGUACAUUCACACAAACACAAAUUCAGUCAUUCCUCAGGUUACAGCUGCUUCAGGUUGUGUUUUUUCGGGUUGCGGACUGCCGAAACCCAGAAGUACCAGAACGGGUUACUUCUGGGUUUUGGCGGCCGUGCAUGCGCAGAAGCGCUAGAUUGUGCUUUGCGCAUGCGCAGAAGCGCUGAAUCGCAACCUGCGCGUGUGCAGACGCGGGUCGCGAACGCUGCGGGUCGCGAACUUGCAUCCCACACGGAUCACAGAAAUAAUACCUCGGGUUAAGAACUUUGCUUCAGGAUGAGAACAGAAAUUGUGCUCCGGCAGCGCGGCAGCAGCAGGAGGCCCCAUUAGCUAAAGCGGUACCUCAGGUUAAGAACAGUUUCAGGUUAAGAACGGACCUCCGGAACAAAUUAAGUACUUAAUGCGAGGUACCACUGUAUAGAUAUAUACAUAGAAUCAAAGAAUCUUAGAAUUGUAGCGUUGGAAAGGACCAUGAGGGUCAUGCAAGUCCACCCCCUCCCAUGCAAGGCAGGAAUCUUUUGCCAAGCGUGGGGCUCAAAUCCACAGCCCUGAGUGUAGCUAAGUCAGUAGAGCAGGAGACUCUUGAUCUCAGGGUUGUGGGUUCGAACCCCAUGUGGGGCAAAAGAUUCCUGCAUUGCAGGGGGUUGGACUUGAGGACCCUCACAAUUCCUUCAAACUCUAUGAUUCUUUGAUUCUGUGGUCUAAAGAUAUGUGCCUCUCCUUUAGCCUCUUGCCCUAACACUAAUAAUAAUAAUAAUAAUAAUAAUAAUAAUUUAUUUUUAUACCCCACCCACCUGGCUGGCUGGGUUUCCCAAACCACUCUGGGCAGCUCCCAACAGAAUAUUAAAAACACCACCUAACAUUAAGAACUUCCCUAAACAGGACUGCCUUCAGAUGUCUUCUAAAAGUCAGAUAGUUGUUCAUUUACUUGACAUCUGAUGGGAGGGCGUUUCACAGGGCGGGUGCCACUACCGAGAAGGCCCUCUGCCUGGUUCCCUGCAACCUCACUUCUCGCACUGAGGGAACCGCCAGAAGGCCCUUGGUGCUGGACCUCAGUGUCCGGGCAGAAUGAUGGGGGUGGAGACACUCCUUCAGGUAUACUGGACAGAGGCCAUUUAGGGCUUCAAAGGUCAGCACCAACACUUGGAAUUGUGCUCAGAAACGUACUGGGAGCCAAUGCAGGUCUUUCAGAACCGGUGUUAUGUGGUCUUGGCGGUCUUCACAUACCCAGUCCAUGAAGGCUGCAGGCAACUCUUCACAAACUUCUUUUCCAUCCAAGUGCUCCCUACUCUUCUUUCUCUCUUCCUCCUACCAGGUACGUGCAGAGCUUGCUGGACAUCAUGGUGUUCCUGGACAAAGACCCUGAGGACCAAGGGACGUUGGGACAGUGAGUUUGGGUUUGUGAGGGGAGGGAGGAGGCUGUUGAGCACAGCACAUACAAGAACCCCACCUCACAGCAUCACUGCACUUUUUAUGUGACAUCUUUCCUGCAUGGAGAAUAUCAACAAUCUUUGGUCUCCUCCCAUUGGAACAUGACUUGGGAAUUCAACAUAAUAUUUUGAUUAAAUCAAUAUAAUUUAGCUUUGCUUGGGAAGCAAGAGGUUUGUAAAAAUGCACAGAAAUCAUUCAAAAUGAUUGACAAGUACUUGCAGUUAUGUAUUAAUAUUUUCUGAAGGUAAUAUUAAAAUCCGAAAGCGGUUUUAUGUGCAUCUUUAUCAGACCUAAACUUACCACAUAAAUAAUAGCAGAUUGGAAUUCCUCACAUCCCCAAUGAGAUGCCAUAAUGGGGCAGGGUGUGUGAUUUUCCUCUAGCACACAGUGAAGAGUAGGAGACCUGGGCCCUUGCCUUGUCAGGAAAAUUUGAAGGACAUUGUUCCGCUCUCAGACAGAAGACCUCCCUCCCAUUUUUGAGAAUAUCUUCUUCUUUCUCUCUCUCUCCCCACCCCCUUUGUGACCUGUCUCCUCCCAGAUUCACGAAUGCCCUGGUCACGAUCCGUAACCGCCACAACGACGUGGUCCCCACCAUGGCGCAAGGCGUGAUCGAGUACAAAGAAGCUUAUGGGGACGACCCCGUCACCAACCAAAACAUCCAGUACUUCCUGGACCGCUUCUACCUGAGCCGCAUUUCCAUCCGCAUGUUGAUUAACCAGCACAGUGAGUUCAGUGGCAGCCAUCUUGGAUUCUUGUCCAAUCCUCAUCCUCCUUGUUCCUGGUCUGUAACACUGCUUGUGCAAUUCCUUUUGCUUUCUUUUCUUUUUUUGCUAAUUAAUUUUUAUCAGGUUUCAAAAAAAUUGACGCAUUUACAUCCAAUUAAUACAAUUCAAUACAAAUCUAAAGUUGUCUUCCCACCCUGUUUUUCACAGCAGUUCCCUUCUCUCCCCUUAUUGCUGUAUCAUAGUAGUGGCGCUGUGGUCUAAACCACUGAGCCUCUUGGGCUUGCCAGUCAGAAGGUCAGCAGUUUGAAUCCCCGCGAUGGAGUGAGCUCCUGUUGCUCUGUCCCAGCUCCUGCCAACCUAGCACUUCGAAAGCACACCAGUGCAAGUAGAUAAAGUGGUACCGCUGCGGCGGGGAAGGUAAACAGCAUUUCCGUGUGCUCUGGUUUCUGUCACGGUGUCCCGUUCUGCCAGAAGCGGUUUAGUCCUGCUGGCCACACAACCCGGAAAGCUGUCUGUGGACAAACGCCGGCUCCCUUGGCCUGAAAGCGAGAUGAGGGCCACAACCCCAUAGUCACCUUUGACUGGACUUAACCGUCCGGUGGCCCUUUACCUUUUACCUACAUGCUUCCCAAUCCUUUACUUAAAACAGUUUAAUUUUUUUUUUUCCUUCUGCAUAUCCUGGGGCCUGUCACCGCCUCAAAGUGAAGUCGCCUGUGCGUGGGGCAGCCCGACCCCCAUUCCUGGUGCGCCAGGAUCUCCUCAUGCCUGCCCUGUCAUGGUUGCCACAUGCCAUGGUUUCUGCCUUUGUUUACUUCACCCUUUCCCUCCCUUACAGCCUUGAUUUUCGACGGCAGCACCAACCCGGCCCACCCCAAGCAUAUUGGCAGCAUCGAUCCCAACUGCAACGUCUCAGAUGUGGUCAGAGGUUGGUGGGCUUUUAUCUUCUGUGUCUCCCCACCCCUCCUGCUCCUUCCUGAAAAUGAAUGAACUGCAGCUAAAAUGCAGCGGAACCUUGGUUUUCGAACGUCUCCGUUGACAAACAUUUCAGUUUUCAAACGCUGUAAGCCUGGAAGUAAAUGCUUCUGUUUUUGAACAUGCCUCAGAAGUCAAACAUGCCACGCGGCUUCCGUAUUGUGUUUUCCAUAUUGAGGCUUCUGUAUUGAGUUUUUGAAUGUUCCGGAACUCGAACAGUCUUCCGGAACGGAUUACGUUCGGAAAGCGAGGUACCACUGUAUUAUGUUCAUUUUUCACAUGGUCUAGUCCUUCCCCCUGCUCACCCCCCUAAUAUUCUUAAGAGGGUCUCUUCUCUUCAGAGAGUAGCUGGAAGUAGAGGAGGAAAACGGUCCUUGUUUCCUUUCACUCUACCGUUUUCAUCUGAAAUCUUCGGUGCAGUACUGUACCCAGAGCUCAGAAACUGCCCUUGCUAAUGAAAUUCCCUGUCACAAAAUGCACCUAGGACAGUGGGAGUUUCGAACACGGCCUUCACCUGAGGGCUGUGAGGAGGAUUGCCACAUGAGAACAGGCCAUUUCAGGAGUCUGUGGAAUUCUCUCCACAGAUAGACACGCCUGGCGCCGGCCUUGUUGACAUUUCCACACCAAGCUAAGACUUUUCCUGUUUACUCAAGGCCUUGGGUCAAUUAAUCUUGCCUCAUUCGCAACUGUCUUCAAGGGCAGCCCCACAUGCAAUGCUUGGUGGUAGUCUAACCUGCAGGUUACCAGGGGCACAGACAACCGAAGCCAGGCAGUUCUUUCAUAGCUGAGUUUGAGUGUUCCCAAAGAUCAGUUAAAAGGGAAAUACCAAGAGAGAAGCGGAGAGAGAGUCUUCCGUGGUAAAGAAACAGAAGCGAUACAACUCACGCUGCCUCCUAUUUCUCUUUUUAUUACUUGAUGAAUGGUGAUUUUAUUACUUGGGGGGCCAGCUGGGUCUUUAAGGGGAAGAUCAGGGAAAAAAUACUCCCUAAUCCCAUCUUGUAGCAGCCGCUCCUGCUAAUUCAUACCAGCGUGCAGCAAAACCAUCAUGUUAAAAGAGUUCCAAAAGCAGACUGUGCUAAUUAAAUCUAAAGACUUGUUAAAACAAGAUUUUGAGUCACAUACCGGACUGAAGCGGGACGUAGGUGGUGCUGUGGGUUAAACCACAGAGCCUAGGGCUUGCCGAUCAGAAGUGCAAGUAGAUAAAUAGGUACCGCUUUGCCUUUUACCUUUACCUUUACUGGAGACUGACAAAUUGAUAAAAUGAAGAUGGACAAUCAGAAUUAUGAAAUUGGAACCAACAAGCAAGAAAGCAAAAUAGAAAUAAAAUAUAUUACCUCUAGAAACCAGGACAUGGGGAGUCCCUGGAAAUUAUUUAAUUUGGAAUUUAUAAUUGGCGCUAAUGUAUAUGAUUUGAUCUGAUUUGUUAAUAAUAGGAAGAUUUUUAUUGAAAAAUGAAUAAAAAUAUUACUAUUAUUAUUAUUAUUAUUAAAAAAGCAGACUGUGCUCCUGCAGCAACCUAAAAUGUUGGGUGUCUCUUCCUGCUGCAGAUGCUUACGACAUGUCCAAGCUGUUGUGUGACAAAUACUACAUGGCUUCUCCCGACCUGGAGAUCCAGGAAGUGAACGGUGAGUCCUGCAGGGGGCAGAGCCAGAAGGAAGGGCGGCAAAAUUGAAAAGGGGGUUCAUUUAAACUCAGGGUGAGAAAGGAAACAUGGGUGCUCCGGGGGUGCAUAGGCCAAGAGCUGGUGGGCAUCGACAAAGGCCGUUGUCCUAACUCUGCUUCACCUGGGAGCAAGCCUGUCGUACUCAGCAGAGCUUACUUCUAAGUAGACGUGAUCAGUACUGUGCUUGCAGGCCAGCUGUGGAAGGUCCUCUCGACUGCAGACAGGUUUUGCAAGGCUUCCUGAUAAACAGAGGUGCUACUCCUCCAUCUGAAUAUGAGGCUCAUAAUCAUAAAUGUUGCAGAGACAGGACCUUAAUUUACGCUGGAGUGUAAUUUUGGGGAAAUGGGCUUUGUAAUAACAUUCUGACGGGUGGAAAAUGCCCCGGGGUAGUCCGUUUCUGUUUUAGACUUCGAAACUUUCUCUCCAGGCUUCCCUUUUUAAAUGAAAUAAAAGAGAGGAAGUCCAUCCUUUCAGCUUGUAGAGCAACUCUUGGCCUCAUUCAUUUCCUCCCCCUUUUAAUUCAGCCUCUGGAACAGGACCUCACCCGUGGCCUAGUAAGUAAAUCAUUCAGUCAGCAGGCUGUCCUGAAGGUUAGCAUUGUGGCUCAGUGGCUAAAGCUUUGCUAGAAUCCCGGCUUCCUUCCUUAUGGCUUUUUUUUUAUUGCCUCCUAAACCAAAUGAUAGCAGCUCCCGUCCCUUUACUUGGUGGCAUGGCAUGGAGAAUUCAACAGGUGCAGCUCUUUGCAACGUGGAAGUUGCAGUAACCGGCGAUCCUAGUUAACGGACAACUUAGAGUAGAUGCUUAACUUAUCUCUUUCAUCAAGACUUGGGGGCAUGUUUGCUUUUUUAUUUUAUUUUUUGCAUUCAGGACUAAAUCGGUUUAAUAAGGAUAUUGCUUUUGCACUUUUCCAGUAUUUUCUAAUAAAUACAGAGCAGCCUUUUGACAGAACGCAAAUACUGAUCUUGAAAUAAUAAAAGACAGAAAAACACAAGCUCUCGUUUGCUAUUUUUCAGUGGUCAUUUGCAGUCAAACAAUCUCUCUCUCACAGUUAUGCAGCCCAUUGUGUUCAUUCUGGAAGGAAGGAAGAGCCCUACAAUUUAUUAGCAAUAGGUCUCUUUUUUCUGGGUUUGCGGUGGGAGAUAAGCAAGAUAAACUAGACAGGGGCAGAUAGUGGUUCUGCUUCUCAGGUAUCACCAAGGGGUAAACAAACCACUUUCAUCACCCAUGUAUUAAAGCAUCCAAGUUCCACCAACUAACAGCAGACAACCCCGAUUCACGUAGGAGAAGUCUGCCCAAAACUAUGAAGCUGCAGUGGCUAAAUUGAUCAAGCUUCCAUGUUCAAGAGCAGUAUACCCCGGAUUUGAGUUUGAAUGGGAGGGCUGUUGCAGUCAUGCUUGGCUUGUGGGCUUUCCAGAGGCAUCUGUUCGGCCCACGAUGUUUGAUUGGAGGGAUCUUUGGUCUGUUUCAGCGGCACUCUGCUCAGGAUGGUAAAAGCAUUUAGCCCGCAAGUGGACCCUCCCAAGCAUUCAGUAGUAUAAUUGGGGGGGGGGGAGGGAUGGAGAGUCCAGCUCAUGAAAGGGGAACACAUAUCAGCACACAUUUGAUAUCAGACAGCCAAAUGGUUGCAUUCUGCCAUUGAAUAAACGUGCAUAACCUCCAACGCUGCUUUAUACUAGCUUGCAAAAUCUGAUGGUUCUGCAGGAACUAGAAUUACGUACAGUCGUACGUUGGUUUUCGAACAGCUUAGUUCUCGAACGUUUUGGCUCCCGAACGCCGCAAACCCGGAAGUCAGGGUUCCAGAUUGCAGACUAUUAUGGGAAGCCGAACGUCCGACGGGGCUUCCACGGCUUCCGAUUGGCUGCAGGAGCUUCCAGAAGCCGCACUUUGGUUUCUGAACGUUUUGGAAGUCGAACGGACUUCCAGAACGGAUUCCAUUCGACUUCCGAGCAGGGCCGGAUUUAGGUUUGAUGAGGCCCUAAGCUACUGAAGGUAAUGGGGCCGUUUAUAUGUCCAGCUGUCCUUUGUCAACAAAUUGUCACUGUUUUUUGUGUUGAAUAUAUGCUAUACGGUAAUUUAUGGACCUAAUAUGUCCAUACACAACACAAAACACUGUUGCGGCAUGCAGGUUUUAUUUUAUUUGUUUUUUAUCUUAUAUUUUGGAAAUGUACAUCCAGUUGUUUUUUUUCCUUUAAUUUUUUGGGGGGCUUCCAAGAGAGUGGGGCCCUAAGCUAUAGCUUGUUUAGCUUAUACGUAAAUCCGGCACUGCUUCUGAGGUACGACUGUAGAGGCAUUUGGGGAUUGUGCUUGUGGGAAAUGGGAGCAGUUUUGUGCAUGUCGAAGUGUGUGUGGGGGGGGGAGGACUUGUGAAGAGCAAUAGAAACGCUGACAUGUCAGCCGGUAAAGAUAAAGGGACCCCUGACCAUUAGGUCCAGUCGUGGCCGACUCUGGGGUUGCGGCGCUCAUCUCGCUUUAUUGGCUGAGGGAGCCGGCAUACAGCUUCCGUCUCAUGUGGCCAGCAUGACUAAGCCGCUUCUGGCAAACCAGAGCAGUGCACGGAAACACCGUUUACCUUCCCACCAGAGCGGUACCUAUUUACCUACUUGUGCUGGUGUGCUUUCGAACUGCUAGGUUGGCAGGAGCAGGGACCGAGCAAUGGGAGCUCACCCAGUCGCAGGGAUUCGAACCGCCGACCUUCUGAUCGGCAAUUCCUAGGCUCUGUGGUUUAACCCACAGCGCCACCCGCAUCCCAAUGUCAGCCUGAUGGGGAGCUAAAAGAAGGAAGUCUUGGAGGGCUCCCAGCCACCCAGGGAGCCAAACUAGGAGCCAGGGGAAAGGCUUUAGGGAGCAGAGAAAUGCAAGGAGUCUCCUCUGCUUGUGAGCCCUUCUUUGCUUGAUUGAGUGGCUGAGGCAUCCUGUAUUUUGGCAUGACGGCGUUGGGGGUGUGGUGUCUUGGGGGCAGCACCUGACAUGAGCCAGAACAUCUAACCUUGAACAUGGAAUCUGUGUGGCUAAAGCAGCAUUUCUGAAAACUGGCAGGUAAAUGCAGCAGGAAGCAUGGGCGACUUGCACGGGGCGGGUUGGUGGAAGGGAAGGUAGAGAAUAGCCGCCGUUGUGCUUUCAAUGACCUCUCCUCUCCUCUCCUGCUUCCUAGCUAACCAACCUGACCAGUCCAUCCACAUGGUGUAUGUCCCAUCUCACCUGUACCACAUGCUCUUCGAGCUGUUCAAGGUAAUUUUUCCCUGCGGUUUUGAUAAUAAUAAUACUACCUGAAGGAGCGUCUCCACCGCCAUUGUUCAGCCCAGACACAGAGGUCCAGCGCCGAGGGCCUUCUGGCGGUUCCCUCCUAGCGGGAAGUGAGGUUACAGGGAAGCAGGCAGAGGGCCUUCUCAGUAGUGGCACCCUCCCUGUGGAACGCCCUCCCAUCACAUGUCAAGGAAAUAAACAGCUCUCUGACUUUUAGAAGACAUCUGAAGGCAGCCCUGUUUAGGGAAGUUUUUAAUGAUUGAUGUUUUAUAGCUUUUAAAAUUAUUAUUAUUAUUUUGUUGGGAGCCGCCGAGAGUGGCUGGGGAAACGCAGCCAGAUAGGCAGGGUAUAAAUAAUAAUAAUAAUAAUAAUUUAUCUAUUUAUUACAGUCCAAUAAUAGCCUCAUUAUAACAAUGCCAAUUAUAAUGCAAUUGCUAAUACCAGUCAUUGGAAGUCCCUCUUUUCGUCGCUUAUUCUGGCAUGGGAAGCAGUCUUGGUACUUUCGAUAAAUCAAAGUCACACUUAGAAGAUUAAUAACCAUUUUUAAAAAAAUUCUCAAACGCGCAUGUCUGUUUAAUACAAUAAAUAUUACUGAGCAAAAGAGCAAUUGGAGGAAACUGUCGCCUGACUUUUCCAGUGGAAUCCUAAUCCCUUUGUGGAUCCAUAGCGAGUUACCUGCUUGAGUUACCUUGAUGGCAGUCAGCCAUUUUCCCCCCAGUAUGCAUUUCCUUGUUGUCCUUAAUGGCCGACUGCUGAGGUACAUUCUAACUGCAGGAAGCAAACCUGUGGCAGUUGGGUGUUCCCUUUUAGGGGCGUGAAGCUUAAUUCUUCCAAAUUUAUUCAGCGAAGGGUCUUAAAAAUAUGCUUUUGGGUGUGAGGAAUUCCAGUCUUCUGUUACUUUUGUGGUUGGACAGUGUUUAGCUUGCUAAGUCUAGGUUUGAUGAAGAAUCACCUAAGCUGCUUUUAGAAAACCAAGUAAUUUUGAUUUUACCUUCUGAAAAUGUCAGGUCAGGCUAACUAAUAAUAAUAUAUAACUGCAAGUACUUGGGGAUCAUUUUUAAUGAUUUCUAUGCAAUUUUACCUGCUGUUUACUUACCGAGCAACGCUAAAUUAUAUUAAUUCAACCAAAGUGUCUUUUGAAUGCCCAAGUCUUGUUGCAACAUUUUUUGGAAUUUGAAAGCUGAAAUAUUCAACCCAGUGGUGCAGGGAGGUCUGAUUUAGAAAAGUCUGGCUAGCGGAGACCUUGUUUUUCCAUUGCCUUCCAGAAUGCCAUGAGAGCCACCGUAGAAAGCCACGAGUCCAGCCUCACGUUACCGCCCAUCAAGGUGAUGGUGUCGCUGGGCCAAGAAGACCUCUCCAUCAGGGUAAGCGGGGAGACUGGGAAGGGAGGAGUUUCAGAAGGAAAUCUUUCAGAAGGAGUGGCUGCCAGGACCACAUAACGCCAGUCCUGAGAGAUCUGCAUUGUCUCCCAGUACGUUCCCGAGCACAAUUCAAAGUGUUGGUGCUGACCUUUGAAGCCCUAAACGGCCUUGGUCCUGUAUCCCUGAAGGAGCGUCUCCACCCCCAUCAUUCACUGAGGUCCAGCGCCGAAGGCCUUCUGGCGGUUCCCUCAUUGCGAGAAGUGUGGUUACAGGGAACCAGGCAGAGGGCCUUCUUGGUAGUGGCGCCCGCCCUGUGGAACACCCUCCCAUCAGAUGUCAAGAAAAUAAGCAGCUAUCUUAUCUUUAAAAGACAUCUGAAGGCAGCCCUGUUUAGGGAAGUUUUUAAUAUCUAAUGCUGUAUUGUUUUUAACACUCGAUUAGGAGCUGCCCAGAGUGGCGGGGUAUAAAUAAUAAACUCAACCAGAUGGGUGGGGUAUAAAUAUUAUUAUUAUUUAUUAUUAUUAUUGUUAAUUAUUAUUAUUAUUAUCAUCAUCAUCUAGCAGCAGUAACUGCCCCCCCUACCCCAUCAUAAUUGAUGCUAUUUCUCCUCCCUGUCUUGGAGCAGAUGAGCGACCGCGGAGGUGGGGUCCCUCUGCGCAAGAUAGAGCGGCUCUUCAGCUAUAUGUAUUCCACAGCACCCAAGCCAGAGUUGGGGACUGGAGGGACGCCCCUGGUAUGUGCUCUUAACUGGGCCCAGAGUGGUGGUGGGGGGGGUGAGAGAAGACCAUUUACUAACCACAUUCUUGUCCUUUCCUCCUGCUAAAACCAGGCUGGCUUUGGGUACGGCUUGCCAAUUUCCAGACUCUAUGCCAAGUAUUUCCAAGGUGACCUUCAGCUCUUCUCCAUGGAGGGGUUUGGGACGGAUGCUGUCAUCUAUUUGAAGGUGAGUUGGUCUUGUCCUUGUCUUCCUUCCCCCACCCACAAAUGUGACUUCCUUCUUUUGAGGGCUGACCUGGUUUCUUCACAUAUUGACCCAUUGAGGAGCUGUUCCUUUCCUGCUUCUCAGGAGAGAUGAAUGUAAUAAUAAUAAUAAUUUAUUAUUUAUGCACAUCAGAGUGCAAGUAGAUAAAUAGGUACCGCUCUGCUGGGAAGGUAAAUGGCAUUUCCGUGCGCUGCUCUAGUUCGCCAGAAGCGGCUUAGUCAUGCUGGCCACAUGACCUGGAAGCUGUACGCCGGCUCCCGAAGCCAAUAAAGCGAGAUGAGCGCCGUAACCCCAGAGUCGGUCACGACUGGACUAAUGGUCAGGGGUCCCUUUACCUUUACCUUACAUCUGGCUGGGUUUCCCCAGCCACUCUGGGCUGCUUCCAACAGAAUAUUAAAAUACAAUAGUCUGUUAAACAUUAAAAGCUUCCCUAAACAGGGCUGCCUUCAGAUGUCUUCUAAAAGUCUGGUAGUUGUUGUUCUCUUUGACAUCUGGUGGGAGGGCGUUCCACAGGGCGGGUGCCACUACCGAGAAGGCCCUCUGCCUGGUUCCCUGUAACUUGGCUUCUCGCAACAAGGGAACUGCCAGAAGGCCCUCAGCACUGGACCUCAGUUCCUUGUAACAGGCUUGUCUUUUUGUGGAUCUCUCCGCAAGAGGCUGUAGUUGCCGUUAUUAUUGUUAUCAGUUUGGUUUCUUUACCCCGCUGUUCAUCCUAAGGUCCCAGGGUGCAGGUUGCCACAAUUUAAAAUCCAGUAUUAAAAGCAGAUUGAAACAAUAUUUCUCAAUCAGGUAAAUUUUUUAAACCACAAGGAAGCAGUGGCGUGGUUAACACGGCCAGGUAAUGAAAAGCGUAACACGCGUUCGAAACGAAAGCUUAGGGAUGUUCGCUCUGCAGGCCAUCUGCUUUGGAGCGGCUCAGCUGAGCCAAGGCCCAAGGACUUGUGCACCUUAUGCUCCUGAGGUCAUUUGCCUUGGAAGAAAACCAAGGGCAGAGAGUCCACGAGUGACAUCAGUUGGGUCAUUGCCUCAUAGUGCCUAUGAAAGUGGGCGUGGUAGGGAAAGCCACUUCCGAGCACUCGUAACCUUUCUGGUUAGGUGGUGGCUUAAAGGAUGGGCGUUAACUUUGCCACACGUGUUAACAGUGAGGGGGGAAAGUAUUUGAUCCCCUGCUAAAUUUGCCCAUUUGCCCCCUGACAAAGAAAUGACUAGUCCAUAAUUUUAUUGGUAGGUUUAUUGUAGCUGUAAGAGACAUUUUUAUUGGAAUUUAGUCUUGUAGCCCAGUCCAGCCUUGUGCAUGUCUACAAUUUUGUCCCUGACAUCCUUGGACAGCUCUUUGGUCUUGGCCACAGUGGCUACUUUGGAAUCUGCUGGAUUGAUUGCUUCUGUCGACGGGUGUCUUUUGUACAGGUACUGUAACGAGCUGGGAUUACAGGUAAGACCUCUCCCUUACAGCAGGUGCUUCUAAUCUCAGCUCGUUACAUACAGUGAAGAGACCAGGUAGCCUGACAUCUGUCUGGUUGAUAGGUACUUAUUUCAGAUACUUAUUUCACGCAUUAGAAUGCACAUCAAUCUCUGACUUUUGUCUUCUGGGUUUCUGGGGUUUUUUCCUGUUGUUAUUCUGUCUCUCACAGCUACAAUAAACCUACCAUAAAAAUUAUGGACUGGUCAUUUCUUAGUCAGGGGCCAAACGGGCAAAUUUAGCAGGGGAUCAAAUACUCCCCCCCCCCCUCACUGUACUUUCUUCCGAAAGCCCUGAAGUGUCACUGGGAAUUCCAAAAGAAGCCCGGGUGAAGAGGACCUUUGUUUUGGAUGGAUGCAUGUUUGGGUUAGGAGAACCUCUACGAGAGUUUUUGUGACCCUCCUUCAGCCGUUGACUCUGCACAAGAACUCCAUAUGAGUCUCCUGUUACUAUUAAAAUAGGGACUGUGGGAAGGCUGUUACUUUUUCUGUCUCUCCCUCCCCACACAUACCUUUUAAAAACACACCCACCCCAAAGAUACAACCUGGCAUUGGAAAAAUCCAUACUGCUACAACGCCCAUCUCCCUGAGCCAGUUUGGCCAGUGGCUGAGGAUCAUGCGAGUUGUAGUCCAGCAUCUGCAGGGCACCACACUGGCUCUCCCUUUUAGAGUGAGCUCUCCAACUUGCAGGGCCCACAGUGGUCACCUGGUGGUCCCUGUGGGCACUGCCAGGUACAGGGGGUUGAAGGCACGGUGGAUUGGGCACUUACAGCCCCAGAGCUGCCAUUGGAGGUGUGUUGGCCGUGCACCUGGCCCUGCCAGGAGCCCCUCAUCCCAUGCUGCUUUUGUCCCUUUCCCAGGCCUUGUCAACAGACUCUGUGGAGCGGCUUCCCGUAUACAACAAAUCGGCUUGGCGCCACUACCAGACCAUCCAGGAAGCCGACGACUGGUGCGUGCCCAGUACGGAGCCCAAGAACACCUCCACGUACAGGGUGACCUAAGACCGAGACUUUUGCUCGCUCGAGGGAACAGUGUCUUGACGCCCGGCCUCGACGACGGAGGCACCAAAACUUUGGGGCGGGAAAGAGCAACACGGGAUGAUCAUCACCAGCACAAACCCACCUCGUUCUGCAAGAGCUCGUGGCUGGCCUGGAGCCUGGCAGCUUCUCCGAUUUGAUUUUUGGAAGUACGUAGCCUAGAUCUCGUUCACAAAUAUUGCCACAGCCCCGCAUGGAACUUCUUCUCCUUCUCCUUGCCCCACCCUCAGAACUGCCCUCUGGCCUAGCCGAUUGGAGUUUGCCUUCCACGAGUGGUUUGGAUCAUACUUAAGUGUUUUGCACACCAUCUAUUAUUAUUAUUAUUAUUAUUAUUAUUAUUAUUAUUAUUAUACCGUAAAACGGAAGAGCUUAAAGGAUUGGGCACUUAAGAUUUAGAGAAAAGUCAAAGGGGAGGGAGUCUACAAGAAGAAAAGGAAUGUCAGAGCAGCUGGCGCAUGUGGUCUGUGUUCAUUUCCUGACAUGGCGGACAGAGGGGAAGUGGCAACCAUAGGCAGAUAAACCUAUUGAAAUGAGCAGGCAAGUUUGAGAAAAUUCAAGGCCACCUGGGUUGCUUUUCAACGCAAGCAGAAGAGGGAGGGGGGUUUCUGGUACACAGAAACCCUUGCGUUACAUUCUGUACCUUUCCCAAUGUGUAUGACUCCCCAGCUAGGGAGGACUGACAUGAAAAAGAGGCCGUUUUAACUGUGGGUUGGGUAGGUGGGAAAUGGGUACCCACACUAGGGGCAGACAGACCGUAGGUGUGCAGUGGGAUCUGUGCCAGCGUUGGAAGGAGGGCUCAAAAUUUCACUGGUGGCUCCCUGCUCAAAUCGGCUUGUCCACCCACCAUUGGCUGAAAUGGUUUCGUGACAGCGCAGAUCUGCUCCUAGUGAGGCUCAUGCUGACAUGCUUCCCUUCGUGGUGGGGAAAAAAUCCUGCGCACCCUGUUCUCUGUGAGCCAAAGCGUUGCCCCCGAACGGCGUGGGCAGUUUGGGCGAGCCUUGCAAUGCCAGAAUUCCCACGUGAUGCUUGCAGGAGCCACACAGAGCUGCUAGGUCGCUUGAGGCGCUGUAGCAAAGCCUUGUGGGAAAAACAUGGCUGCGUAAGCAACUGGGCCUAGUUCAGUGGGUUGUGGUGGGUGAGGGAGAGGCUGGGGUGGGGAGUGUUGAGGGCUUCCCCUUUCAACUCCGGUGGAGCAAGUGGGGGUCUCUGCCCAGAGAAGAAAGGGAUUGUCUCCUCGACUACGGUGCUUGGAAGUGAUAGGCAGAAGUCACUGUUUGCAGUAUUGGCGCCCAGUUUGGGAAGUGCAAAGACUGUAGGACCUCCCUCUGCCAGUCCUCCUUCCUUCUCCUGUAGCUCCUGCCAGGGUCCCUCAUUUCUGGUCCUCGUUCGAAGCAAAUGGGAAUGGUGAUGGGUUUGUGGGCAAAGUGUCCCCAUCUGACUCCUGUCAUUGCUUUCCAUUCCGGCCACUUCCCCAAUUCAUCUGAGCAGGAAUCGCCUGCGCUCCUCCCCCAAAUUCUUCUGAUCUCACCUUCUGGCUCCCCAAGCAAUUGCCAGCCAACCUUUGCUUGGAACCUCCUGCAUGGCACGCUCUCGAAUUGUCUUGAAGUUUCCAUGUACAUAUAUAUAUAUAGAUAGAUCUAUUUUAUUCUCUGGGUGGAACCAUGGACACACAAAAACUGCCGCAGUAUUCUUUGCUCGCUGACGAACCAUCGGGGGGAAAGAACCAUUAAAUUUUAAACCCUACCUCCCUGGUUGUGUGACGCGUUGCUUCAUUGCGGAUUGACUUUUUGGUGUUGGGUUUUUGUCGCUCCACGUUUACUGACUUUUCGAGGAAUUGUAGAACGGGAGAAUGCUCUGUUAGAGGCUUGGUUCACCCCCUUGUGCUUCUGAAGCUCAGAUUUGGAGUAUGUCUCUGAAAUGCACUUGGCUAGCAAGAUGCAGGUCAUCGGACAGAUUCUUGGUCACUGGUUCCUGUAAUGGCGCUUUCCCCUUCUCUUUGGUUUAUGAAAGAAGCAGCCAUUAGGGUUGUCGUUUGAGAAACACAGCAUUAUACCUCCAGCUGCAUGUUCUCAUCACUUUCCUCUGUGCUUCGUGGCUCGAGGAGCUGCAAAGUGAGGGCUCCAUUAGGUGUGGCAGAAAGUGGAAGGAAUCCUGACGUUAUUAGGACAUGGCUGUAAGGCUUGCAAAAAUGGCACCACCUAUUCACUGUGUGUGUGUGUGUGUGUGUGUGUGUGUGUGUGUGUGUGUGCGCGCGCGCGUGCGCGCGCACGAUGAAUGCUUUAAGCAUUGGCUCAAACCAUGGUUAUGUUUGAGUAAUCAAAAUCAUCUCUCCGAAAGUCUUCCCAUGUGGUAGAGCAUGGGUAGGCAAACUAAGGCCCAGGGGCCGGAUCCGGCCCAAUCGCCUUCUAAAUUCACCCCACGGACGGUCUGGGAAUCAGUGUGAUUUUUUUACAUGAGUAGAAUGUGUCCUUUUAUUUAAAAUGCAUCUCUGGGUUAUUUGUGGGGCCUGCCUGGUGUUUUUACAUGAGUAGAAUGUGUGCUUUUAUUUAAAGUGCAUCUCUGGGUUAUUUGUGGGGCACAGGAAUUCGAUCAUUCCCCCACCCCACCCCAAAAAAUAUAGUCCGGCCCCCCGCAAGGUGUGAGGGACUGUAGACCGGCCCCCUGCUGAAAAAGUUUGCUGACCCCUGUGGUAGAGCAUCGUGAAGGCUUUUGGAGAGAUGAUGUUGACAUACCCUGGUGCCACGUGGUGGAGCUUUUUAUGAAAAAUGGUUUACAAAUUGUUUUAAGAGGAUGAAUGAUGUUACAGUCAAACCUCGGUUCCUGAACAGCUCCGUUUUGGAACGUUUCAGCUCCUGAACGCCGAAAACCCGGAAGUAAACGCUCCGGUUUUCGAACUUUUUUGGAAGCCAAACGUCCAAUGUGGCUUCCGCUUGAGUGCAAGAAGCUCUUGCAACCAAUCGGAAGCUGCGCCUCGGUUGUUGAACAGUUCGGAAACCGAAUGGGCUUCUGGAAUGGAUUAUGUUCGACAACCAAGGUUUGGCUGUGUAUAUUGAUCCAAGCAGGCAUUGGGAACACACACAGACACACACGGGCAGUGGGCAAUGCUAGCGAACAAAAGGCCUGUCGAGUAACACACGAGAGCCGCUGGGGCUUGCCGGCUUCUCUGGAAACCUGUGAUAGUUCUGUUGGCAAGAAACACAAAAAUACAUGCAGGUGUAAAUACCCACCCCUGUUAUCUCAGAGACGGGAGGUCAUGUGGCCUUCCCAAUGACGUCGGACUCCUUUGGCUCUAGCUGGCAUUAGCAACGGCCAGGAAUGACUGGCGUUGGAAGCCCAGCACCAUCCUGAAGGACACACUGUCCCCCAUCCUGCUUAGAAACCGGGACCGUUUGAUGGUGCAACAUUUGGGCAUGCAGAAAGAUCCAUGCCAUUGAUAUCCCAUAUAGUUUGGCUCCUUUGGUGGGGAUUGAGUUACGGAUUUAUGCUUUGCUUUUGUCAUCCCGCGGAGAAGGAAAGAAAAACUCCCCAUGGGAAAGGGGCUCUUGGCUGUUCCUUCCAUGGACGUCUACUCCGUCCACCGUCUCUUUUCAGGCCUCUUUGACCCAAGGGGCAGUACCCUUCAGUCAUCGGGGCACCCUUGGGAAUAGAUGUCCCAUCAGCAAGCUGCCACGUAUGGCUUCGCUUGCUUCAAUUUUUUUUAUUCUGGAGCAAAGUCGCUGAAGAGCACCCAGUCUUGGCACGUUCUUCCUGGUGGCGUGGGCAAGCUGAUGAAGCAUUUUAGGGAGUGCCCUUGAAAAGGGACUCCUCCUUUCCUGUCCUUUCUUUGGACGCCGAAAGACACUCUGCAAGGGCAGGUUUCUGAGACGCAAUGUACCCGGUGCAAAGGCACUGUUGUGUCUCCUCCCACGACCGCUGGUCCCAAGGUGUGUCUUGCGUUGGUGCUUUGAGUCCCUUUGAUCCGUUGGAGCUCUUUCCUGUUCCCUGCAGCUUUGGCUUCUGUUCUCUGCAGAUGCCAAACUCCCAGUGUCAUAUGCAUGGAAUUAUUUUUUUAAAAAAACACUGAGUCCUCUUAUUCAGCCAGCAAAGCUCUUGUGUGUGUGCUCCUUUAUUGCACGGAGUUGUGUUCUAAGAAUGAAUAACCAUGGAACGUGCUCAGCAUGUGUGGAAAUCCCUCUGUGGACUAUUGUGCCUUGAGCUUUGAAGAAAUAAUAGAUCCAAAUUACCACAUUUUUUUGGCAAUAAGAUGCCCCCUUUUUGGGGGGACUCAGUUUUAAGAAAAUGGGGAGAGAUGGCCCCAUGUAUAAGACACCCCCUGAUUUUAGACAUUAUUUUUAAGGGGGGGAAACUAGUCUUAUACAUGGAAAAAUACAGUAUCUCCCCAGAUACUGCAGGUUCAAGGUGUGACAGUCUGUGUGGGUGGAAUCCUAGAAGCUAAAAGGCACACACUUAUCCGUUGUAGAAUCAUGGUUCAGUCCAACCCACUGCAAUGCAGGAAUCUCAGCUAAAGCAUCCAUGACAGAUGGCCAUCCAAUUUAAGCAAUCAACUUAUUUCUACUUUUCAGCACUUGCAACUGGUGAGAUCAUCGAGUGACAUCACAGCAGCCCAGGCAGUGACAACUUGUGCCUGUCACGUGUCUUUAAAAACACAUACAUGAAAUUUUUCAUAUAUAAAUCACACCGCAGCCUGACAUUUCAAGCUCUAAAAAUAAACCAGGCUGGAAUUCACACUGUGAUGUGGGGACAGGAGUCUGUGUCCUUGCUAUGAGUUCACAGGCAAACACAAGACCUAAGCUAAUAAUAACAACAAUAAUAAUAAUAUUUAUAUCUGGCUGGGUUGCUAAAACAAAGACUUUGCUAAAAGUGGGUAUGAUCUGCAGAGUCUUGAAGAGACGAGACUUAACUGUUAGAGAAAGGGCAUGGUUUGCAACACUUUUAAAAUCUAGGUUUCUAGUCCUCAUUGCAGCCAGGAGAAUUCUUUUUGAAGGUGUGAUGAUAGGAGGAGGAGCAGAGCAGGGAGGCCCAGAAAUUCUCCAGCAAUAUCCUAAAAUUAAAACUCCGCACAUCAAUGUUCAGAACGCUUUGAGAGGCAGAACCUGCCCAUCAACUGGAUAUGGGGUGAGAAACCACCUGGGAACUGGCAGCUUGCUGGGUGCUUGUGAAGCAUUGCAUAAGGGACUUUUGAUAGGUGUCAAUCACCAGAUGUCAGAUAACUUGACAAGGGGGCUGUCCCACCCAGCUGCUGAAGUUGAUACAGGAGAUGAGAGAAGAUAAGGAUCUGGCCCAUCAGGAUAAACACCCCCCCCCCAUAUACAUGAUGUAGAUAAGGUAAGGUAAAGGUAAAAAGAUGUAGAUAAGGUAAGGUAAAGGUAAAAAGAUCUAGAAAAUGCUUACAAGAAAACAUAGCUAGAGUUAUGAGGUCCUGAAGACAACUGAGGUUGUGAAACAAAGGCACCAGCAUGUGUUUGACCAAACUGCGGGAGGCAGUGGAAGACAGGAGUGCCUGGCGUGCUCUGGUCCAUGGGGUCACGAAGAGUCGGACAUGACUAAACGACUAAACAACAACAACACCCCGCCACUUCCCCUUCAAUGCAAAAAAAUAAUAUUAAAUUAAAAUAAUAAUAAUAAAAAUAGGAGCACAUCCUGGGAACAAUUUAAAACUUUCUUUUAUUCCUUGUGGUUCCUCAUUGUGUAUUCACCAGACAUCUGUGGCAAUCUCACACAGUUCUUCCUCUCGGCUGAGCCUGCCCCCGCCUCCCCCUGCCCCCUUUCUCCGCAAUGCAGGUCGCCAGGUAGGUGGAGCGGGGUGGGGAAGAAGUCAGGCCUGAGUAGACCUGAUGCAGAACCCGUUCAGGAGGGAGGAUGCAGGGCUGGGGAGUGGGGAGAGACAGACAAGGUAGUGGUGUUGUGCAUUCAUCUCGUCCUUUUCCGUUUGGGGAAAUCGUGUGUGAGUGUGUUUGUGCGCACAAGUGUACCUGUGGCUUGUGUCUCUUGAGGCAGCCGUGGCCCGCCUCGCAGGAACGAGGCGGCGUGAGGGGACACCCAAAUGGCACCGAUCGGGCGCGGACACAUCCGGGCCGCUGGAGGGAACGGAAUGGAGUCGACGGGAGGUGUGAUCGGAAGAUGUUCGCAGGUCGGGGCCUCGGUUCGCAUCUGCGCCACCGCCCUUCCCACAUCACAGCAGCAGGAGGGCUUGUGGGCCCGCUGAACAUGCGGUUGGACCGUCCAGGCAAUGAAAGGGGGUGAGGACGCCACUGGGCAGAGGUAUCGCCUUCUCUCCGUGGCCCAACUCGGCCAUCGGCGGUGGUGUCCGGCUGCCACCGCCAUCUCUGUCAUGCCCGGUUCCACAGCAGGUUCAGCCCCCACCCAAACCCUUAACCUUUGCCGGCAGUGCGCCGCCUGCUUCUGGUCCCUCCCCCGUCCGUUUCCCAGUUUGCAGAUGAUCCGUCCCACCCCCACCCUAGAAAUGCUCCGUGGGUGAAGAGGGUGUGAGCCCCGUGUGCCUGGAAGCGGCCACCCCCGUAUUUCCCGCCCCCCACACUCCGUUUAUCUUAGCUCUUCUUCUGUUCCAGUUCCCGCUCUUUCUUCUUCUGCUUCUUUUGCUUCUCUACUUUCUCCUGAGCUUUCCUCUCCUUCUCAACGGCCGCGUUCAGCUCCUUCAGCUUCCUCUUGAGGAGGGAACGGUCGUGAGAGUUGCUGACGCCGAGAGCCUGCAGGGACGUGACGGGAGAAUUUGGAACAUGCAAAGUUCAGAAGUUUGUGUCCUCAGCACACACACACACACACACACACACACAAACAAAUAUCCACAUAGGUGCCAACUUCCUGGGGCCCUGGGUGCGUGAGCACCCACAAAAUUCCACACAAAUAUCCACACAGGUGCCAACUUCCUGGGGCGCUGGGUGCGUGAGCACCCACAAAAUUCCACACAAAUAUCCACACAGGUGCCAACUUCCUGGGGCCCUGGGUGCGUGAGCCCCCACAAAAUUCCACACAAAUAUCCACACAGGUGCCAACUUCCUGGGGCCCUGGGUACGUGAGCACCCACAAAAUUCCACACAAAUAUCCACACAGGUGCCAACUUCCUGGGGCCCUGGGUGCCCGAGCACCCACAAAAUUCCCCAUGAAAGGGCUGGGCACCCACAAAUUUCAGUGCACACUGCAAGGCACCCAUGUCCCCAGGCAGCCACAGUCGUGGGCGCAAGCUGGCACUCCUGAAUAUCAGCAAUAGCAUCGCUUUCUGUAUCUCCAUUCUUCCUGCAGUGGAGGUCAGGGCUCAGACACCACCUUCACAGAAGAGGUUCUUAAGCUGGCUGACUAGGCGGUAAGCUGUGGUCAGACACUCAAAUGUGUGUCAAGGGCACUUCUCAGCCAAAGGAAUGAACAUGGCAGAUAGUUAAGUCUCUAUUGUUUAAGAUAACCCUGCCACUUCUGCAGCUCUGGAUAACUACGCACAACAAUCUAGCGUCUAGACAGCUAUUCCCGGGUCCACGCUCUAUGGAGCAGUUACAGCAACAGGGGACCACUCUCCCUCCACCAGUUUAUGUACCUCCCCUGACGAGCUGAGACCUGGCCUGAGUGGAAACUUCCUCUGCUCCUCCCUCUUCAGUCCCCUCCUGGUUCCGGAGUAAUGGUGCAGGAGAGGGUGGGGAAGCACCUGGGUCCUUCCUUUGCCUGACCUGCCUCUUCUUCCCCUUCUUCCGACCUAUGCUGUGCUCAACCCUCCAGCUCUGAAACUUCCCCUGCCUCUGAUUUCCCCCCAAAUCAAUGACCCCUUUUCCCAAGUCAGACUCCAGUCCUCCGUCCCAGUGGCCUGCCAGUCUCUGACAUUAUGGUACACCUGCUCUUCUUUCCCCUUUCUCAUCCUAAAGUGCCAUCUUGUCAAAAAAGAGUCCUGUACUCAACCCCUGGCUUCAUUGGUUUAAAAAAAUCAAAUGGCAGGUGUUGGGAAAGCUGAGACCCUGUGACAGUCCCUGCUGGGUACAGCAGGCCAAGGGUAGCCACAGUGAUACCCGUCCCGAUUUUUUGAACAAUGACUCUCAUAACCCCAAGCCAGCGUUUCCAGCAGGGAUGAUGGCACCAUCCUGGCAACGGCUGGAGUAGACGGUACUGGGUUACAUGGACAAAUAUUCCGGACAAAACAGCUUCAUGUACUCCUAGGAUUCCUUGCCCGUUGAAAGUUCCUGAGUUCAUUUUAAUUCUGCAUGUGCCGUCCUAGUUAACUUUUGCCACCUUUUUUUGCAGGGUCAGCAAAAGUUAAUUAGGUCCUCGUUAGUAAACACUAAAAAAAAUUAGGUUCUGUGUAUCUGUAUUGAACCUUAUCUGCAAGGUGGAUAUUAUUAUUAUUAUUACUAUUUUAUUAUACCCAGAGGUCUCAAGGCAGUUAGCAUAAAAGGAUCACAGUAUAUAAAAUAAAAAUAAAAGCAAGAACCCAAUAAUACCCCACCCCCCAAAGAGCCACAUUUUAAAAGGGCAUAGGAUGCAAAUUGGAUCAACCAAAGGCCUGGUUAAAGAGGAACGUUUUUGCCUGGUGCCUAAAGGUGUGUAAUGAAGGUGCCAGGCGAACUUCCCUGAGGAGAGCAUUCCAAAGACGGGGAGCCACUGCAGAGAAGGCCCCGUUCUCCUGUUGCCACCCUCCAGACCUCUCAAGGAGGAGGCACAUGAAGGAGGGUCUCAGAAGAUGAUCUCAGGGUCCGGGUAGGUUUAUAUGGGAAGAGGCGGUCCUUGAGGUAUUGCGGUCCUGAGCCGUUUAUGGCUUUAUAGGUCAAAACCAGCACUUUGAAUUGGGAAACUAAUUGGUAGCCAGUGCAGUCGGACCAGGAUCGGUAUAAUAUGCUCAAACCAUCUUGCUCCAGUGAGCAACCUGGCUGCUGAAUUCUGCACCAGCUGAAGUUCCAGACCAUCUUCAAAGGCAGCCCUACGUAUAACGCAUUGCAGUAAUCUAACCUUGAGGGUUACCCAAGCACAGACAACAGUAGUUAGGCUAUCCCUAGCGACCACGUCAGAGCCCAACCCAUCUUAGUGGUAUACACCAGCGGCUCCCCAGCCGCCCACUGCUCAAAGGAAGAACCCCAAAGCUCUCUGCAGUCCACUAAAGCAGAAAAGCAUUGCCACCCCGCCAGCAGCGAUUGCAAAGCAGGAGUGUGGCUGGGAUGCAAACCCCCUCGCCCCUCUUCUCCAUCACCUUCAGCUUGGUUCCAUCGAGGAGGAGGAGCUGCUGGCCGUCCACUUCCUGGGCGGCAAAUUCUGCCAUGUAUUGCUCCAGGUUCAAGCUCUCCAACCACUGCCCCACUUUCUGACUGCUCCACGUCGAAGCUGCACUCAGAGGCUCAUCCAGGAACUGCAGAGAGGAUUAUGAGAGUAUGCAAUGAAUGAUGAUGAUGAUGAUGAUAAUCAGUGUUGUUGUUUUUUCUGAGGGUACUCAGGGGUACAUGGUACCGGCACCUUUUUCCCCCCUAGAAGAAAAGCACUGAUGAUGACGAUAAUGCAUCUUGAUGUUUUUGUUUUUAACUUAUUUAUUAAAUUCAGGACUCCCCACCCCCCAGCUGGAAUACACUGGAACUCGGUUGCGGCACCUCUCAGGUGGGCACCAAUGGGUGGUGUUCAUGAUGAGUUCUGGCACUAUUUUUCCAAAAAACCAGCACUGAUUAAAUUUAUCCAUCUGAGGAUUGCAGGGCGGUUAGCAGUAUAAAAGGAGAGACCAUCAUCCAGCUUGGGCUGUCGUCGGUAGCAAGUGGUGUAUUCUGCCCAUGCUCAAAGGGCCUUGUUUUUUUAUUAGUUGUUCACAUGGUUCAGUGCUGGUGAGUCUUUGCUCAAGAUAUCGGCUCUCAGAACAGCAGGUUGAGCCAAAAACAGGUGCACUCAGGAUCCAAGAGAAAAAAGUUACUAGUCCUCAUUAAAGGGCAGACUGGAGGGAGGUAAAAAGGUAAAGGAUCCCUGGAUGGUUAAGUCCAGUCAAAGGUGACGAUGGGGUUGCAGCGCUCGUCUCGCUUUCAGGCCGAGGGAGCUGGCGUUUGUCCACAGACAGCUUUCCGGGUCAUGUGGCCAGCAUGACUAAAUUGCUUCUGGUGCAGCGGAACACUGUGACGGAAACCAGAGCGCACGGAAAUGCCGUUUACCUCCCCGUCACAGUGGUACCUAUUCAUCUACUUGCACUGGCGUGCUUUCGAGCUGCUAGGUUGGCAGGAGCUGGGACAGAGCAAUGGGAGCUCACCAUCACACGGAUUCGAACCGCCAACCUUCUGAUCGGCAAGCCCAAGAGGCUCAGUGGUUUAGACCACAGCUCCACCCGCGUCCCUGGUGGAGAUAUCGGUGGCAUUGUGCAGGUGGUUCUAAAGACCCAGGUGCACCGGGGCAUCGCUUGCCAGGGGACUUACCUCAUCAGACGACUGGGACAGGGUGUGGUAGGGGUAGGAGCACUUUGUCGUCUCAGGAUGAGCUCCACUCAGGGUCUUGGGGCUGCUGCUACUGCUGGGAGGGGUGGAGUCAUCACUCAGGGUAGAUUCCUGUUGGCAGGACAGAGAAGGGUUAAGGAAAAGUCCUGCAAGGCGACUCUCAGCCUGGCCCUUUUUGACCAGGCUGGGGGUGGGGGUGGGCUGACUGACUCCAGCUACAAAGGCUGCUUCUGCUGCCUAUGGUUCCUAGCAGAAAACAUCGGGGCGAGAUAUCAAUUAGGGAUUGCUUCUGGAGUCAAGAUUCAGUUUGGGAUAUGUGUUCUAGUUUGCUACUUAUCCGUAUCUUAUUCUUUAUUGUUAGCUCUUGCUAUCGGCGAGUGCUUUACUGAAUAUUUAUUCAUAGGAGCCUAGAACCCUCGUACUUACGGGACCGCCUCUCCUGGUAUGCCCCGCAGAGGACCUUAAGGUCCAUAAAUAGUAAUACUCUAAAGAUCCCGGGCCCUAAGGCAGUCAGAUUAGCCUCAACCAGAGCCAGGGCCUUUUUAGCACUGGCUCCGGACUGGUGGAACGCUCUGUCUCAUGAGACCAGGACCCUGCGGGAUCUGAUUUCUUUCUGCAGGGCCUGUAAGACAGAGCUGUUCUGCCUGGCCUUUGGCUUGGAACCAGCCUGAUCCCCCUCUUUCCUUUUCCUUCUGUGACGGAACCCCUAUUUGGGGACUUCCCUGGCUUUUUGCUUUUUUCUGGCCCACGUAGGACCAGUCUGGAUAGUUGGCCUUGGUGAAGAUUUGACGUUUUCUCACCCCAAAACAGUUUUUGAUCUGAGCUUCCACUGAAAUGAGGCUGCAUUUUAAGUUGUACUUUAAUCCUGUUUUUAAGUUGUAUUUUAAUCAAUUGUUUUUAUAGUUGAUGUUAGCCGCCCUGAGCCCGGUCUUGGCCGGGGAGGGCGGGGUAUAAAUAUAAAUAAAUAAAUAAUAUUGUUUAUAUUUGCAUUACUGUUUAUAAAUGUUGAGGUAGAUUGCAGUUCUUACAGAAUUAGCUGGUCGUUUUUGAUGGCAUGCAGUACAUUGAGCAUGGUUUACUGCAGAAAAGUGGCACAC
Molecule: messenger RNA, 34548 nt
Organism: Podarcis lilfordi (Lilford's wall lizard)
Lineage: Eukaryota; Metazoa; Chordata; Lepidosauria; Squamata; Lacertidae
Source: the annotation of a GenBank genome assembly